Messenger RNA from Merops nubicus (carmine bee-eater), 3100 nucleotides. It is a transcript of the gene SEMA3A, whose product is annotated as sema domain, immunoglobulin domain (Ig), short basic domain, secreted, (semaphorin) 3A. The transcript has 14 exons. Gene Ontology annotation, molecular function: neuropilin binding; semaphorin receptor binding; chemorepellent activity. Lineage: Eukaryota; Metazoa; Chordata; Aves; Coraciiformes; Meropidae. Gene Ontology annotation, biological process: negative regulation of axon extension involved in axon guidance; motor neuron axon guidance; negative chemotaxis. The record is from RefSeq and is a predicted model, not a curated record. Bases 133 to 1983 code for a protein of 616 amino acids.
GAAUGUGCUAAUUUCAUCAAGGUGCUUAAGACUUACAACCAAACCCAUUUGUAUGCUUGUGGAACAGGGGCUUUUCAUCCAGUCUGUGCCUAUAUUGAAGUUGGAAGCCAUCCUGAGGACAACAUUUUUAGAAUGGAAGAUUCUCAUUUUGAAAAUGGCCGAGGGAAAAGCCCUUAUGAUCCUAAACUGCUGACAGCUUCUCUUUUAGUAGAUGGAGAACUGUACUCUGGCACAGCAGCAGACUUCAUGGGCAGGGACUUUGCCAUUUUCCGAACUCUGGGGCAUCAUCAUCCAAUCAGAACAGAGCAGCAUGACUCCCGAUGGCUAAAUGAUCCUAGAUUUGUUGGUGCUCACCUGAUACCAGAGAGUGACAAUCCAGAAGAUGACAAAAUCUAUUUCUUCUUCCGUGAAAAUGCGAUUGAUGGAGAGCACACUGGAAAAGCCACUCAUGCCAGAAUAGGGCAGAUCUGCAAGAAUGACUUUGGUGGACACAGGAGCCUUGUUAACAAAUGGACAACUUUCCUCAAAGCACGUCUGAUUUGUUCUGUGCCAGGACCCAGUGGCAUUGACACACACUUUGAUGAACUACAGGAUGUGUUCCUAAUGAACUCAAAAGACCCUAAAAAUCCAAUAGUCUAUGGAGUGUUUACAACUUCCAGUAACAUCUUCAAGGGCUCAGCAGUGUGCAUGUACAGCAUGACUGACGUGAGGAGGGUAUUUCUUGGUCCCUACGCCCACCGAGAUGGCCCAAACUACCAGUGGGUUCCCUACCAAGGACGAGUGCCAUAUCCACGGCCAGGAACUUGUCCCAGUAAAACAUUUGGAGGCUUUGACUCCACCAAGGACCUUCCCGAUGAAGUUAUAACAUUUGCAAGAAGUCAUCCAGCCAUGUACAACCCAGUAUUCCCCAUCAAUAAUCGUCCAAUUAUGAUCAAAACGGAUGUGGAUUAUCAGUUCACACAGAUAGUAGUAGAUCGAGUAGAUGCAGAAGAUGGCCAAUAUGAUGUGAUGUUCAUUGGCACAGAUAUUGGAACGGUUCUUAAAGUGGUUUCAAUUCCUAAGGAGACUUGGCAUGAAUUAGAGGAAGUCUUGCUGGAAGAAAUGACGGUCUUUCGGGAACCCACUGUUAUUUCAGCAAUGAAGAUCUCCACAAAACAGCAACAGCUCUACAUCGGCUCAGCCACUGGAGUUUCACAGCUUCCUUUACACCGCUGUGAUGUCUAUGGAAAAGCAUGUGCUGAAUGUUGCCUUGCGAGAGACCCUUACUGUGCCUGGGAUGGUUCAUCUUGCUCACGUUACUUCCCCACUGCUAAGAGACGUACUAGACGACAAGACAUACGAAAUGGAGACCCACUUACCCACUGCUCAGACCUGCAGCAUCAUGAUAACCCAAGUGGUCAGACCCUGGAGGAAAAGAUUAUCUAUGGAGUAGAGAAUAGCAGCACUUUUCUUGAGUGCAGUCCAAAAUCUCAGCGUGCUGUAGUCUACUGGCAAUUUCAGAAGCAAAAUGAUGACCGCAAAGAAGAGAUAAAAGUGGAUGAUCGCGUGAUCCGGACAGAACAGGGCUUAUUGCUACGAAGUCUUCAACGGAGGGACUCUGGUAUUUAUUUUUGUCAUGCUGUGGAGCAUGGCUUCAUGCAAACGUUGCUCAAAGUGACCCUGGAAGUAAUUGAUACUGAUCAUCUAGAAGAGCUGCUCCAUAAAGAAGAAGAUGGAGAUUCUUCCAAGUCCAAGGAUGCUACCAAUAGCAUGACGCCCAGUCAAAAGAUCUGGUAUAGAGACUUCAUGCAGUUAAUCAAUCACCCUAAUCUCAACACAAUGGAUGAGUUCUGUGAGCAGGUUUGGAAAAGAGACCGCAAACAACGCCGGCAAAGGCCUGCCAAUGCGCAGGUGAAUACAAAUAAGUGGAAGCACCUACAGGAGAAUAAAAAAGGUAGGAACAGGAGGACCCAUGAAUUUGAAAGGGCACCACGGAGUGUCUGAGCUACGUUACCUCUAGGAACCUCAUCCAAGUAGAAACUUGUAUAGACAGAUAACUGGAAAAAAAAUGCAAUAUUCAUGAACUUUUUCAUGGCAUUAUGUGGAUGUUUACAAGAGUGGAAAGUUCAAACAAUUUCCACCAGGUUUGAAUAAAAUCCAUUUCUAACUUUCCUAGUAAGGCCUUCCUCUCUGCUCUCAUUCUAAGACCAGAAAGACCAGAGUUUCAAGGAAGAUCAAUCACUCGGACCUAGCUUACUGCUCAAAAAGUUCUACAAGUGUGCAGCAGGCAAUUUUUGCUUUCUCUUUUGCCUGAGAUACAAGCAAAAUGCUGUUAUUUCAUGCUGUCAUCUUAAAGAAAAGAAAAAUCCCACCUUUCAUCAUCAACACUAGCAUUUCUAGACUUAUAUAUAAAACUGCAUGAACGCAUUAAGCUGAUGAACAUCUAAACACAUGAUUGGACACAAAGAUUUUGUUCUUGUUUUGUCUACCAGUUCUCCUGUUUAUAUGUACUAGAAGAGGAAAAACAAUACUGAAUGCGAUUGUUUGUGGAAAUCUGAACAACAUAAGCCAUCCAUUAUCUGGAAGAACAAAAAAGUGUGGAGUACACUGGCCUACUACUGAUGACUUCUUUCAGCUUUGAUCUAAAGAUGUAUUUUAUUAAAACUAUAAUUUAAAUGUACCAUGAAAAAUAUGCAGCAAACAUUAGCUCUUUUCUAAAAUAGAUUAGACUUUUUGUCUUAGAAAUAUUGUACUUUCUAAUUAUUGGUUUAGUGGAAAAAAAAAAUACAACUUCCAAUUAUGAGCUGCUUUAUUCUUUUGUUUGGAAACUCUUCCAGGGGAGUUAGUCACACUGCAGUUAACCUCCUCCCCUCUCAGUAAUCUAUGACAUGUAACUUCAAAACAACUUUAAAACUAAGCUAUUUUAACAUGAAAGUCACUGUAUAGGAUGGAAGUCUUCUGCAUUCUUCUUUUCUAAGUAUGGUAUUUGGAAUGAUUAAACUUGUAUAAUACCUUGCUAUAGAUUGAACCAACGAAGAGAAGAGCAUUGAUUUUCAGUUGUAUAUUUUUUUUUUUUUUAAUUAAAAAAAGUAAAUAGCAUUAAAAUACCCUCUACUAAUUA